AUGCGUCGGUUCUCGUCCCACAGCUCUCAACGCGCGCGUUCGCCCCAGGAACCCCAAGGCAACGAAGACGAUGGUUUGCAAAUGAACGGCCUAGACGAGGUCACAGCUCCCUCUCCGGCAUACGAUUCAUCGGAAAAGACUCUCCGGCGGCACGGUUGCCUCGAAAACCAACUCCCGACCACCUCCCCGGGCCCUUCGGAGCCAGCCAGGCCGCACGAAGCCAUUGCAGACGCGCAGCAGACUGAUCAUGCUCAACCGGGGGCCCUGGAAGGCAGUUCUAGUCAUAGCCAGCAGACGAAGCGAUCUCUCAGACAUCUCCGGAAAUACCUUACCACGCUGUAUACCCUGUCCUAUUUGAUUGUCUUCUCCUUCAUCGGUACACUGUUGCGAUCAGCCAUUGCAAGCUUAACCCUCUACCCAGGCGCUCCAGUGAAUACGAGCGUGUUGUGGGCAAACGUCGGCGGUAGUUUUAUCAUGGGAUUCCUUUCUGAAGACCAUAGACUCUUCCGUUCGAAAGAAGUCGAAUCCCGCGUUCUCACAGACUACGGAGCGGACGACAAAGACCGUCUGAAAGCGAGUCUGAAGGCGCACAAGAAGACUGUCCCGCUGUAUAUCGGACUGACCACUGGAUUCUGCGGUUGUCUAACGUCCUUUUCAAUCUUCGUCCGCGACGUGUUCCUGGCUCUGGCCAAUUUACUACCUGUGCCGCUUGGUCCGUACUCGGAUGUGUCGAUGUAUACCAUCCCAGGAGCGGCUGCAAGGGCCCCGAAUGGAGGAUACAGCUUCAUGGCCAUCGUGGCCGUCCUGGCCACGGAGAUAGCUCUCUCGCUAUCCUCUAUUUUCCUGGGCGCUCAUGUAGCCAUCCUGUUGGCUCGCUGGACGCCCGCAAUCCCACACGUGUUCCUGCGAAGAGCCCUCGACCCUCUCAUGCCAAUCCUCGCUUGCUUCUCCUGGGUAGCAGUGAUAUGUCUCGUCAUCCUCCUCCCGCACGUCCACAAGGAAAAUUCCCUCUGGAGCCACGAGAUGUGGCGCGGUCCGGUCCUGUUCUCCCUCGUCUUCGCGCCCGUCGGGUGUUUGCUGCGGUUCUUCCUCUCGUUGAAGCUCAAUUCCCGUAUCGCUUCGUUCCCGCUGGGUAUCUUCGCCGCGAAUAUCGCUGGUACCCUUAUACUGGGAAUGGCGUAUGAUCUGCAGCAUGCUUCUUCUAUCGGUCCCUCUCUGCUCGGUGGUGGGAGUCUCAUCGGAUGCCGGGUCUUGCAGGGGAUUAUGGAUGGGUUCUGUGGCUGUCUCACGACGAUGAGCACUUGGGUUCUGGAGUUGUCGGAUCUGAGGAGACGGCAUGCCUAUGUUUACGGCAUUGUGAGCGUGGCUGUUGCGUCUGGGCUUUUGAUUAUGGAAAUUGGGAGUCUCAAGUGGACGGUUGGGUUGACGACGCCGGAUUGCUUUGCUCGAUGAGCUUAUCUGCUUGCAUCCGGCUUCUCCAUGGUAUUCUUUGCAUUCUAGGUUGGCAUAUAUACUUUCCCUAUUCGAAACGCGAGGCUUGCGAUUAUAGAUGCGAUGGAUUGUUAGAGCCUACGUUGUAGGAUAUUGGUAUAAGUAAGGGCAUCCUAGGGUCUGAC
Molecule: messenger RNA, 1616 nt
Organism: Monascus purpureus
Lineage: Eukaryota; Fungi; Ascomycota; Eurotiomycetes; Eurotiales; Aspergillaceae
Source: the annotation of a GenBank genome assembly